This is a messenger RNA of Drosophila ananassae, 1264 nucleotides long. RefSeq names its product nucleolin. The record is from RefSeq and is a predicted model, not a curated record. Gene Ontology annotation, molecular function: RNA binding. Bases 100 to 1212 code for a protein of 370 amino acids. The transcript has a single exon. Lineage: Eukaryota; Metazoa; Arthropoda; Insecta; Diptera; Drosophilidae.
CUGUUGAUUUUUUAGGAUUAAUGUCUUAAAACUCUAAGGUCACACUAGCGCUACACGUGCGAAGAAGAAUUAAAAACAUUCAACAUUUAAUUAUAAAUUAUGAAGAAAAAACAGGUGGAAAGCGACUCAGAGGAAGACCAGCUGCAGGCUGAGGACUCCGAUGCAUCUGGAGUGGAGGAGGAGGAGGAACUUCAGGGAGAGGACUCCAAUGCAUCUGGAGUGGAGGAGGAGGGCGAACUUCAAGAAGAGGACACUGAGGACGAGUUGGAUUUGGCAGCCAGUUCUACGGAUACGGACUCCGACGACGAUUCCGGCGAGGAAGCACCGGAAAACGCUGCUCCCAAGAGCAGAGAAGAGCGGAUUGACGAAAAGAUUCAUGCCAAAUACGAACAGUUGAAAGGCACCCGUCUAUAUGUUCGUUUCCCUCAAAAACUACCGCUGGAUGUUGAGGAGUUCAACAAGAAGGUUAAGGCACUUCAUCCUUUGGUGGUGAAGUCAACGAAACCGCGCCAGAAACAUGCCCGUUUCUGUCUGGUCGACUUCGAAACCCCCGAGAACCGUGACAAAGCCUACGAGGACAUUAAAUCGUCCAUCCAAAAUGAUCCCAAGUUCAAGGGCUUAUUCGUCUCUCUGCCAAAAACCGAGUCCGAUGAUUUUGUCAACGAACUUGUGUCGAAGAAGCAACUUUCGGAGGAGAACAAGCGCACCAAGUCGCGAAUGAAGCGCGCUACGAAACUGCUGCAGAAGAAGGGAACCUUCACCACAUCCAUUGUUAUUACAAACCUUCCGAAGACAAGUUCCGUGGCGCAAGUGCGCCAACUGUUCACCGACGCAGUUGACAUUCAAAUACGACCCGGUAAGGGCAAGUUCAGGGAGUUCAGUGCGGCGACCGUAACCUUGCCAACCUCACACGAUGCACGCUCGGCCAUUAAAAAGAAGUUGAGCCUUUCGGGCACGGAACUCAUUCUCCGCUUUAACACUGCAAACAAGCGGAAGCCGAAAGAUAAACUUAAACAAAAAACGAAGAAUGGGAAGUCUCCGCAAAAGAAAAAGGAAACAGAUACUAAGAAAUUAGAAACAGAAAAAGGGGAGUCCCCCAAUAAAAAGAACACCCAGUCGAAGCGGAUAGGCAAUCCGAAACGCAAGGCUGAUGGCGGAGAUAAUAAAAAAAUAAACACACCGAAAAAAAUGAAAAAACUAAGCGCAGAAUAGCAAUAAUUAAUGUUCCCUAAUUUUAAUAAAGACUCCUACGUUUAAAAACAAA